GUUUUUUUCUUUCAUUCCACAUUUCACGACGCUUUUCUGCUGCUUAGAAUUAUUUAAAUAAAAUUAGAGCAAGAAAUAAAAGCUUAUUUACAAAAAAAUGCAUAAUUUUCGAAAGCAGCAGUCCACGGACACUACAGAUACUGGAGUUGAAAAGAAUGAUUAUCCUAGAGCCACAAAUGGAGUGGUCUUUGGUGCAAUCAUAACCUUUGUGGGUUAUUUUUUUAUGAUGAUGUCUUUUUGUUCUCCCUAUUGGAUAGAAUCGUAUGAGGAGUCGCGUAGCAGUUUCAAGAAUAUGGGCUUGUGGCAAUAUUGUUUUAAAGAUUUUACCUAUCCAAAUUAUCAAUUUCCACGCAAGUUUACCGGUUGUCAUAAUAUCUUCAGUCAUGAGUACUACGUAAUUCGCGAAUGGCUUUUACCCGGCUGGUUGAUGUCAGUGCAGGCUUUUGUCACUCUAUCCUUUAUAAUAAUUUUCUUUAUUUUGAUCAUAUUGGCAUUGAUUGUCAUUCGUUUACCUCUGAAAUUUGUGCUACAAUACGAAUGGUUGUUGGUACGCAUCUCCUAUCUGGGAACAACCAUAUCAUCGGUCUUCAUGUUCUUGGCCGUUUGCGUAUUUGGCGGCUGUGCCUACCGUCGCGAUUGGUUAAUGUAUCCUAAAUUUAAUGUUUUAGGCUGGUCCUAUGCCUUGGCCGUGGUCACUUUUAUUCUAUUGGGUUUGGCCGCUCUCAUCUUCCAUCGGGAGGCCCGCCAGGCUUACGAAAUAAGAGGCGAACAAAAGAAUUUGGUAAUGCAAAUGGAAAUGCAAGAGCCAGGCUAUCAAGCCGAUCGUCAUCAUCACAGCACCUCAAGGAGUCUGCAUGGUUAUAUAUAAGUAGCAACGACACAAGGGCUUAUUGCACAAAGCUAAUAUAUUGAACAUAUUCGAUUCGUUUUAUGUUUUUCCAUACAUUCCACUUUAUGUAUUAGCAGAUUUAUAUUUUUCUUCUUCGAUUAUUAUUCGUUUAAGUUUUAAGUUUCGAAAUGUUUUAUUCGAAUCUCAGUGACAGUUGAGUGUCAUGUGAAAUACCUACCUACCGUCCACCAUAUUUCUCUGUAUUUUAUUCUUUUUUAUGAUUCAUAGGCAGCAAAUUGUAUGCAAUCUUAUUUUUAUUUAUCAUCCAUAAACCAUAUUUAUACUACUACUACUACAAUAACACAAAAGUGCCUUCGAAUUGAUAGAUUUAAAGACAGUGUUUACACUGUGGCGUUUAUAUGGUAGAAAUACAUAUCGUUUUAUUGUAUCCCAUAGCGAUAUAUGACUCGUAUAUCCGUCCAGAUUAUUUUAACGACAUUUCCGAAUAGUUUUUAUAAUGGCUUAGUUUUUUUUUAUACAAUAAA
Molecule: messenger RNA, 1374 nt
Organism: Stomoxys calcitrans (stable fly)
Lineage: Eukaryota; Metazoa; Arthropoda; Insecta; Diptera; Muscidae
Gene: pck
Exons: 4
Coding region: 98-868 (256 amino acids)
Biological process (GO): septate junction assembly; regulation of tube size, open tracheal system
Cellular component (GO): membrane; septate junction
Source: RefSeq, a predicted model, not a curated record